AUGGGCAACAUAAAUUGUGAACGUUUGUGUUGCUGUUUUCGUCGUUCAUCGGAUGAGGAGAAUUCACAGAUUCGAUAUGAAUCGUAUUCAAGUGGUGCACGUGGUGUAACACCUGUCGAUCCAGAGACACGUAGACAGUUACAAGCAGAAGCUGCUGAACGUCGAUUAGCUGAAAGCACAUCACGUGGGAUUGCGGAUCCUGAAAGGGUUCGAAAGAAACAAGAACGUAUAAUAAACUACGAUGGAAUGUUAAUUAACUUACUUAAUUUUUGUAUAAAAUUUCAUCAAUUCUCCGUCUCAUUCGUGUUUUCUGUAACCCACCAAAAUCGUGUAUUUACUUUUCCUCUUUUUAUAAUCUCAAUGGAUGACAGAGGCCUAGAGACAUGA
This is a messenger RNA of Heterobilharzia americana, 387 nucleotides long. The record is from the annotation of a GenBank genome assembly. NCBI's taxonomy places the organism in Eukaryota, Metazoa, Platyhelminthes, Trematoda, Strigeidida, Schistosomatidae.